UAAUGGCGGCUAACGAGUGAAUUCAAACUGGAAGUCGAUGAGGAGUUUUUAAAGUUUCAUGGAUCGAAAUACCACUCCCCGAAAAAAGCGAAAUAUGUCUAUUUCGAAUCCACGUCAACGGAGUAUUUCACAAUAUUUUACUCCUAGAAGUGGUAUCAGUAAAGAAGACGUGAACUUCCUCGUUAAACCAACUGCAAAUCCCUCUACGCGUACGCCCGGUAUUGCAACCUGUGGUUCUAUUUUGAACGGACAGCGCGGAUUCAAAGAUCAAGUGACACUUUCACCCACACUUGGAUUCACUUCAGCCGCUAACAUUUAUUUGCAAACUGGAAAAUGGAGCUCAGGAACUCAAAAGCACUCAAUUGCAUCUGUAGAGCGCAAUUUAGCGAGUGUUACUAGCCAACCGGAGGAUUUCCAAGUUCCUUGUAAUUCCAGCUCAAAAACUUGUUCCUCUGAAGGAAAACAAUCGCUCAUUGACGGAUAUACACGUGUUCCUGACUUUGUGGCUUCAUCUUCGUUCUCUUCGCCAUCUUCCAGUUCUUGUUUAAAUACGCUUACAUCCAGUUUAUCAUCGUCGAGUCCGUCGGCGCGAAACAUGAAACGCGCUCCUCGAUCAACCAGAACGCAAAAGAACUUGAAGGGAAAAUCUGGAAAGAAUCAGAGGAGUGCCCUGAAUACCAUCUUCGUCAAAAGCGAUGAUGAAGGUUCUUCAAAUGACAGUGACUGCUGUUUAACUAUGAACGUUGUUCAUGGAAGAAAAGCUAAGCGUGAUUCUGAUGUGAGAGGAAACUCUACAUGUAGUACAUCACAAGCUUACUGGAAUGAUUUCUGCAUUCAUAGUGGUCAAGUGAGCCUGGAAAGUGCAGUCAGCAAAAGAGGAUGCAAGAAAAAUAAUUCUAUAUCUUCUCAAUCUACUAAGCAAGCCAAAACAAAAUCAUCAUCAAGUUCAACAUUUGGUCUUUUUGGUGGUGACAUUAUUGAUUCUGAUGAGGAAGACGAUUCUCAAGAUUUCAAUCAAUGCAGUACUGAUUUAACUCAUUUGCCUGUGGAGAUUUUGGAGAACAUUUUGUGUCAAUUGCCUAUAGUGGAUUUGAUGUUGAAUUGUGCCUUAGUGUGCCAUCAGUGGUACAACAUAAUAUCAAAGGAUUCUUUCAUUCCUUGGAAGAAGAAAUAUUUUCUUCUAAAGAAAAAGGACAAUUCAUCUGAAGAUUUUAUGAUUGAACUACUGGAUACAAAAGGACUACUAGAGGUGGAUUUGUUUCCACUGAAUCUCUCAAGAUAUGUUGCAGAGCAGCGAUUGUUAUAUUUGGCACAGAUGGCUUCCCAUACUAAGCAAGCUAAAACAAAAUUAUCGUCAAGGUCAACAUUUGGUCUUGUUGGUGGUGAUGUUAUUGAUUCUUAUGAGGAAGAUGAUUCUCUAGAUUUCAAUCAUAGUAGUACUGAUUUCAGUCAUUUGCCUGCUGAGAUUAUGGAGAAUAUUUUCUGUCAGUUACCUAUCGUGGAUUUGAUGUUGAAUUGUACCUUGGUGUGCCACCAGUGGUAUAACGUAAUAUCACAGGAUUCUUUUAUUCCUUGGAAGAAGAAAUAUUUUCUUCUAAAGAAUAAGGACAAUUCAUCAGGAGAUGUCAUGAUUGAACUACUGGAGAGAAAAGGACUUUUAGAGGUGGAUAUGUUUCCAUUGAAUCUAUCAAGUUUUAUGAAAGAUUUUAAAAGAAAAGCAAGUUCAUCUUCAAUUGAAAAGUUAAAGACACAUCCCAAGUUCCCUUUGAUAGAGACAUUCUUGGAAACUCUUACCAGCAGCUCAAGAGAGGUUCCUAGUCCUUGGUCUGUUGUAGCACUUCUGACACUGGUUUGCCAAACAGUUUAUGAAGUACAAGAAAUAGUCCAUUGUUUGACAAGGUCCACAUCCUGUCUGGUACAUGACAUUCUGGAAUGUCUUUACUGUCUGGCAUCAAUCUUUUACUACCUGGAGUCACAAAACAGAAUUGGAAGUGGUCUUCACUACAGGGUGUUCUAUACACUGUAUUUGUAUGAGAAUGCAUUCCGAGCCACAUGUGCAUCUCUUGGUUCUGUAUCUGGUCAGAAUUCUACUGAACAGCAGUCAGUGAUGCAGGACAGGUCAAUCUCUGACAAGUUGCAACUUACCCAAGAACAAGUUCGCAUUAUCAAACAUGAUGUCAGAGUGGGAGAGAUCACAAAAAUUGUAGCUUUUGCUGGAACUGGUAAGACUACAACUCUUGUUGAGUACACCAAGAUGAGGCCUAAGGAACGAUUCCUUAAUGUGGCGUACAACAAGUCAAUUCAGGAACAUGCUGCUAACAUGUUCCCCAGCAAUGUUGAGAACCGUACAAUCCACUCGCUCGCCUACAGAGAAGUGGGAGUUAGAUACAAACACAAGCUUACUUGUGGCUUACGGAUCGGUACUAUCAUGGAUGCCCUUCCCUUCAAUUGCGGAUAUCUUCAUGCCCGACGCGUUGAAGAAACUCUUAAUAACUUCAUAGCAUCUGCGGACACCACUGUGAACCGCAAGCAUGUACCAGCAACCAAAAGAGCCUCAGUGGAUGUUUCUUCCUCAGAAGGAAGCGAGGUUCUGACAUCUAUCUUUGGUGAAUAUGGCUCAGAUACAAGUUAUUUGAACAGCGACCAGCACAUUCAGAAAGUUGUCUCACAUGCGCAUGGCUUAUGGGAGAGAAUGAAAGAUCGAGGAGAUGGAGAAUUUCCAAUCACUCAUGAUGGUUAUCUUAAGAUUUAUCAACUCAACAGGCCAGUUCUUGAUGGAUAUGACUGUCUCUUGGUCGAUGAAGCUCAAGACUGUACUCCUGCUGCGUCCGAUAUUCUUCUCAGUCAGUCUUGUGCCAAGAUUUUAGUGGGAGACCCUCAUCAGCAGAUCUAUGCUUUUCGCGGAGCAAGAAACGCUCUUCAGGAGGUGAAAGGCACCCACACACGCGUUGAAGAAACUCUUAAUAACUUCAUAGCAUCUGCUGACACCACUGUGAACCCCAAACAUGUACCAGCAGCUAAGAGAACCUUAGUGGAUGUUUCCUCUUCAGAAGGAAGCGAGAUUGUGGUAUCUAUCUUUGGUGAACACGGUACAGAUACAAGUUAUUUGAACAGUGACCAGUACGUUCAGAAAGUUGUCUCACAUGCGCAUGGCUUAUGGGAGAGAAUGAAAGAUCAAGGAGAUAAAGAAUUCCCAAUCACUCAUGAUGGUUACCUUAAGAUCUAUCAACUCAACAGGCCAGUUCUUGAUGGAUAUAACUGUCUCCUGGUUGAUGAGGCUCAAGACUGUACUCCUGCUGCCUCCGAUAUUCUUCUCAGUCAGUCUUGUGCAAAGAUUUUAGUGGGAGACCCCCAUCAGCAGAUCUAUGCGUUUCGCGGAGCAAGAAACGCUCUUCAGGAGGUGAAAGGCACCCACACGUUUUACCUCACUCAGUCAUUCAGAUUUGGUCCGGAGAUAGCUUAUGUUGCGUCUUGUGUUUUGGACGUGUUGAAAGGCGUGCGAAACAAGACUUUGGUUGGAGGAGCUAAGAAAGGCUCAGUGCUUGGUGAACAAUCCGGUCAGCUGUGCGUGAUUACACGCUGUAAUUAUACUCUGUUCAACGAGGCUGUUAAUGUGUGCUGUGCGAACAACGACAAAAGAGUUGGUUUUGUUGGGGGUCUUAAAAGCCUCGCGCUUGAUCGAGUGUUGGACAUCCACAAACUGUUUACUGCUGAUACAAACAAACCGCACUCAGGAAUCAAGGACGCUUUAAUCAAGAAAUUCCGUUCAUUUUCUGAAUUGAAGAAGUAUGCGAAAUGUGCUCCUGACCCAGAACUGCUUGGCAAGAUUAAGAUCGUCGAGACACAUCAUGUCAUGCUGCCGCAAAGGAUAGAGAAGAUAACUUCCAAAGCCGUUGGAAACCUACGGCAGGCGGAUAUUGUUUUCUCCACAGCACACAAAGCCAAAGGGCUUGAAUUCGACACAUUUGGUCCGGAGAUAGCUUAUGUUGCGUCUUGUGUUUUGGACGUGUUGAAAGGUGUGCGAAACAAGACUUUGGUUGGAGGAGCUAAGAAAGGCUCAGUGCUUGGUGAGCAAUCUGGUCAGCUGUGCGUGAUUACACGCUGUAAUUUUACUCUGUUCAACGAGGCUGCUAAUGUGUGCUGUGCGAACAACAACAAAAAAGUUGGUUUUGUUGGGGGUCUUAAAAGCCUGGCGCUUGAUCGAGUGUUGGACAUCCACAAACUGUUUACUGCUGGUACAAACAAACCUCACUUAAAAAUCAAGGACGCUUUUAUCAAGAAAUUCCGUUCAUUUUCUGAAUUGAAGAAGUAUGCGAAAUCUGCUCCUGACCCGAAACUGCUGAGCAAGAUUAAGAUCGUUGAGGCACAUCAUGUUAUGCUGCCGCAAAAAAUAGAUAAGAUAACUUCCAAAGCCGUCACAAAGUUACGGCAGGCGGAUAUUGUUUUCUCCACAGCACACAAAGCCAAAGGGCUUGAAUUCGACACAGUUCGUGUCACAGAUGAUUUUCUACCUGGAAUAGAGAUGGGUGUUCCAUUAUAUGACUAUGGUGAAGAUGAAAGAAACUUGGUGUAUGUCGCGGUGAGUCGAGCAAAGAAGUGCCUCCAACUCAAUAGUACAAUUCUCAACAUUCUUGGGUACAAAAAGGAACAUUUCGUGAAGGUGGUAUCACCGAAGGAGUUGUCUCAGCCGGCCUUCUGUUUAGACUGUGAGGAAGAUGUCGAGUUUUGUCCGCGGCCUCACGUUGUGAUUCAGAAAGAAAGUGUUGUACUGGGUGGAAACGUGAGAAAGGCUGGAGGCGUUCUUUGUCCUACGUGCGCUGCUGAUACAAUACCACAUUUAGGAUGUCUAGUUUCAGUAAACGAAGAAAUUUGAGCUCUUUAUUUUCAAGGGCAGAGUGUUAAUUGAAAUGAUGUAUGAAAGAGCAUAUAGAAUUAAAUGUAUCAAAAUUUGUACUUAUUUUAAGAUAGUUAUAAUGAUAUUAAUGCAUAUGAUAAUAACGGUAAUAAUAAGUAGUUAGAGGAUUAGUUUGAGCAUGAUAUCAAGAAUUACCAAAACCGACGCUGAGGCUGAUAAGACAGAUACGAGGUUUGAUAAUUCAUGAUAUCAUGUGAAAACCAAGUUCUAGAAUUGUUUCAUUAAACAUUUUGUAAACAAUCUGCAAAAGAAGACACUUUCCUUGAGUUUGCAAAAGUUUAGGAACAUAGCAAGGACGAAGGACUUGUAAAACAAGGCAGACUUUGAACUCGACAUGAUAAAUGCCUUAUCCGCAGCAGAUAUUGUAUUUAUCAUCAUAGUCAUUUUUACACGUUAUUG
This is a messenger RNA of Pocillopora damicornis (cauliflower coral), 5314 nucleotides long. RefSeq names its product F-box DNA helicase 1. Gene Ontology annotation, molecular function: hydrolase activity; ATP binding; 3'-5' DNA helicase activity. Gene Ontology annotation, cellular component: nucleus. The record is from RefSeq and is a predicted model, not a curated record. Gene Ontology annotation, biological process: double-strand break repair via homologous recombination; replication fork processing. NCBI's taxonomy places the organism in Eukaryota, Metazoa, Cnidaria, Anthozoa, Scleractinia, Pocilloporidae.